CUACGUGCAGGCAGACAUGAGCAUUCCCUGACCAUAAAAAAGAGGAAGUUUCCUGAUCCAUUCAAAACAAGAACAGUCUGCUGCUGCUGGAGCCGGUGAUGGAGAUGGUGAUGAUGCUUGUGCUGAAGAGUCUGUGCGUAAUCCUCCUCACGCCGGCGCUGGUGGAGGCUCAGUAUGAAAAGUACAGCUUUAAAAGUUUCCCUCAGAAGGACAUCAUGCCUCUGGACUCUGCGUACGGCUACGCACUGGAUCAGUACGCACAGCAGAACUGGGCAGAGAGCAUCAAGUACCUGGAGCUGAGUCUGCGCCUCCAUCGGCUCCUGCGGGACAGCGAGUCCUUCUGCAGCUCCCACUGCAGCUCCGUGAUCCGGGACAACGACACCCUGUCCGUGGACAACAGCCUCCGCGUAGUCCGGCACAUCCUGCUGAGGGCUGCGUGUCUGAAAAAGUGCAAGGCAGACUUUCCCGUGUUUAAUAACGCGUACCCACGAAGAGAUUUACUGGAAACUUUCGAGAAACGGAUACCAUACCGGUACAUCCAGUAUGCGUACUUCCAGCUUAACAACGUAGAAAAGGCCGUGGCGGCAACACACACCUUCCUGAAGAAGAACCCGAAGGAUCCACAUCUGCGCAAGAACAUGGACUACUACAAGACCAUAUUUGAUGUUGACGAGUACCUCAUCGACCACGAGGAGCAGCCGUAUGAAAGUGUGUUCCUGAAAAGUGUGACGCUCUACAACAACGGAGACUUCAGCAGCAGCGCCCGAAACAUGGAACAGGCCAUCACGCAGUAUUUUGAGAUCUACGACCUGUGUUUGGCAGGCUGCGAGGGCUCGUACGAGAUCUUAGAGUAUAAAGACUUUUAUCCAACGUUAGCAGAUUUGUACAUUAAUGUGCUUAAAUGCAAGGUCAAAUGUGAAGAUGAGCUAACACCCAGCGUCGGAGGCUUCUUUGUGGAGAAGUUUGUAGCCACCAUGUAUCACUACCUCCAGUUCUCCUACUAUAAAUUGAAUGAUGUAAAAAACGCUGCUCCGUGUGCGGCGAGCUACAUGCUUUUCGACUCCAAGGACCAAGUGAUGCAACAAAAUGUAGUGUACUACCGCUUCUACCGGGAGCAGUGGGGGCUGGAGGACAACGACUUCCAGCCUCGUCCUGAGGCUCUGAGGUAUUUUAACCAAACAACCAAACAGAAGGAGAUGCUGGAGUUUGCACUGAACUAUCUACAAACAGAUGAUGAGGAUGUGGUGAGUCCGGAGGAGACGGCCACGGGUCCGUCUGAGAACCUGGACACAGAGUUCGAGGGGAUGGGAGACUACGAGGAGUCCUUCCUGGCCGACUGGUGGCAAGAACCUAAAACUAAGUUUGACACUGGAGAAACAGACUGACCUCCAUCCAUGUUCAGAACACUUCUUCAUCCUGCUCUGUCCCACCUCGCAUUACACCCAAGAAUGUUGACACCCCACCCCCCCACCCCUCAGACAGACAGACAGACAGACAGACAGUAUUCAGCAAAAAAAAGCACAAACUCUUCUACCAUGUUGAUCCAGAUCAGAGGUCGACAUAUUCUGUCUUGGCUGUCAUCAGCCUUUUAUGAUCCUUUCUUCCACCUGUAUUCCUGAGUGUGUUGGAGGUGUGUACAGUCUAUGUGUUAUUUACUGUUUUAAUUUAAUGAAAGCUGAAUGCCUCAGUGUCUCUGUGAUGAAUAAGGAAGGUGACAUGAAACUUUUCUUAUGCCAAAUGAUUUUUCAAGCACACAUUUGGUCAUUGUUGUUAUAAGGCAUCAGUUGCUCAUAAUUAAAAUAAUAUUUUAAUAUA
Sphaeramia orbicularis (orbiculate cardinalfish) is the source of this 1815-nucleotide messenger RNA. It is a transcript of the gene p3h4, whose product is annotated as prolyl 3-hydroxylase family member 4 (inactive). Gene Ontology annotation, biological process: collagen fibril organization; peptidyl-lysine hydroxylation. Gene Ontology annotation, molecular function: protein binding; collagen binding. NCBI's taxonomy places the organism in Eukaryota, Metazoa, Chordata, Actinopteri, Kurtiformes, Apogonidae. Gene Ontology annotation, cellular component: endoplasmic reticulum. The transcript is spliced from 7 exons. The record is from RefSeq and is a predicted model, not a curated record. The coding region runs from base 99 to 1385 and encodes 428 amino acids.